Messenger RNA from Oryza brachyantha (malo sina), 551 nucleotides. Its product is annotated as peamaclein-like. Bases 26 to 340 code for a protein of 104 amino acids. The record is from RefSeq and is a predicted model, not a curated record. NCBI's taxonomy places the organism in Eukaryota, Viridiplantae, Streptophyta, Magnoliopsida, Poales, Poaceae. The transcript has 4 exons.
CAAGAAAUAGUUGUACGAAGGAGUAAUGGCUCCAGCAUCAAGCUCUCUCCCCAUUGUUUUCUUCUUAGUCGCAAUGUCAUUUGUGGUUGUGGUCUCCGGGCAGAAGAAUGGAGCAAUUUACCAUUUGUUUGGUGGUGAAGGCUCGGUCACCAUAGAAGAAUGCCCAGACAAAUGCAACUACCGUUGCUCGGCGACAUCUCACACGAAGGCGUGCCUUACAUACUGCAACUACUGCUGCGAGAGAUGCCUCUGUGUUCCAUCCGGUACAUAUGGGAACAAGGAAGAAUGCCCCUGCUACAACAACUUGAAAACCCAGGAAGGCAAACCAAAGUGCCCCUGAAGAUGAACCAUAGCUUACAAUGUCUCCUGCUACUAGAUUCCUAUACUUUUCUGUCAUUUUAAUUGUUGGGAAAGAUCAACAUAAUAAAAGUGAUCCAUUUUGUAAUUGAGCUUUACCUUUGCAUGCUUUUUAAGCCACUACUAGCAUCAUAAGACUAUAUAUGUAUUGACAUGGAAGGAAAUUAGAGCAUUGGUCUGGAACAAAUUUAAGA